UUUCUCUUUUGCUAAAGGGUGCAACUGCUCAUAAAGAGAGAUGCAGCAUCUUCACACCCUCUGUCUCCUUUAUACCAUAAUGGCUUCCAGUUCUCUCUAGUUUCUGCCUUUAGGUUUAGUCCAAUCCAGGCAAAGACAAUUGCAUCAUCCAGGGCCAAUCGUGUGAUAUAUAUGAGAGAGUUCUCUUGAUCCAUGGAAUGCACGUCUGGAUUUGCAUCAGCGCCUAUUCAACUCAUCUGGCAUCUGAGUCCAAAUGUAAGAAAUGAGCACGUGGAUCAUCCCAGCAGAAAUUGGGGAAGUAAUCGUAAAAGAUUUAAGUCUUCAACUUGCAAACAUGCAAAUUUCUUUCACCGGAUAGAUUUCAUAUCAAGCUCAAGCAGAUUUAGCUGAGAAACACUAGAGCUAACUCCCAGGCAUGCCGAGGUGUAAUAAAUGUUUAUCUGAAAACGACUCUGCAUCGGAAGACCGGCAUUGGCACAGGACAGUGAAGCAGCAACAUCCAAAGCUAACCACAAACCAGACACACUAUAAUGGGCGCCCCCAAGAAUGACGCCAAGUGUCACCCCACUGACACCCUACUAUUAGUAUACUCUGGACUGAACUUCCAACAUUCCUCCAUACUCACAGAGGCCGUGCAUGAACACAUAUGAAAGAGCCAUGAGGGGUAGAGGAGCAGAAGAAGACAUAUACACAGAGUAGCUACUACCCUCACUAAUACCCCUUGCAUGGUCUUUGUGGUGCAAGUCACAAGGCCACCUUGUUCAUGAAUUGUGUUUCCAACGGCACCGUUUAUGAGGAGGCGGUUGGAAGAGAGGGGCGCUGGGCCAGGCUGUGCGACGGAUGUUGCACGGUGCCAAGCGUGGUGUACUGCCGCGCCGACUCCGCGUACCUCUGCGCAUCUUGUGAUGCACAGAUCCACGCCGCAAACCGUGUGGCCUCGCGCCAUGAGCGUGUGCUCCUCUCCGAGGCCUACAAGCAUGCACCAGUGAUGCUGGAUUGCCAUGCAGAUGCUGCAGCGUUGUGCGCCGCCUAUGAAGCACAGGUACACUAUGCAAACCUGCUUACCGUGAUGCACCAGCGCAUGCCCGUGGUGUCACACCCGGCCGUAGCCAUUCCACCUGUUUCUUUAUUUGCUGAGGCAGAAGCCACCGCUCCUGUCCUCGGCCGCAAGGAAGAGGACACCUCUUGGCUGCUGCUCAGCAAAGAUUCUGAUAACCAUAAUCGCAGUGGCAACAACAGCAGCACCAGCAGCAGUAGCCAAUACUUUGGUGAAGUGGAUCAGUACUUUGACCUUGUGGGGUACAAUUCUUACUAUGAUAGCCACAUGAGCAACCAAGAGCAGUAUGUGAUGCAAGAACAACAACAUCUGCAGCAGAUGCAAAAGGAGUACGCGGAGCAGCAGAUGCAAAAGGAGUACGUAGAGAACGAAGGGAGCGAGUGCAUAGUACCUUCGCAGUCUACAAUUGUGAGAAGGCCACAUCAGAGUGGUUAUGCACCACUUGUAGGGGCAGAGCAGGCUGCCUCCGCGACUGCUGGGGCUAGUGCUUACACAGAUUCCGUCAACAACAGCAUAUCUUUCUCAAUGGAAGCGGGUAUAGUUCCGGACAAUACGGUCCAGUCCAGCAUCCUGAGACCUGCUGGAGCCAUCGGUCUCUUCUCAAGUCCUUCACUUCAGACACCACUUCACUUCAGCUCCAAGGAGAGAGAAGCCAGGGUCCUCAGGUACAAGGAGAAAAAGAAGAGCAGAAAGUUUGAGAAGACCACACGUUAUGCAACAAGGAAGGCGUAUGCCGAAGCACGGCCAAGGAUCAAGGGCCGCUUCGCCAAAAGAUCAGAUGCGGAAAUGGAAGUGGACCAGACAUUCUCAACUGCGGCCCUAUCUGACAGUAGCUACAGUACUGUCCCAUGGUUCUGAUGAGGCAUCGUAUUAGCAUAUGGACUUAUCAGAGUGAUAAGGUAUAGUAUGAGUAUUUCAAGCGAAUCGAUGCUCUGAAUAAUGGUUGGAUAUGUGCAACUUAAUCAUAGAUAGCACAUAUGUGAUGUUAGAUACUUGCUCAGUCGCUUCAGUUACAAGUGAACAAAGAGCAGUAUUUAACGAUUAAAAGAUGUAAUGUAAUGGCACAUAGAUAACUAUGGGGCGCGUUGGAAUUUCUUUUCUCUUUGACAAAAAAUAGCUACCAGCUGAUUUCAUUGAUGAAGGAAGGGUAAUAAUGUUUUACAGCAGAAAGAAAGGGCAAAGCUGAAAAGGGUGUGAGCACCUGAAG
Messenger RNA from Hordeum vulgare subsp. vulgare (domesticated barley), 2264 nucleotides. Its product is annotated as zinc finger protein HD1-like. Gene Ontology annotation, biological process: regulation of flower development; regulation of photoperiodism, flowering. The transcript is spliced from 2 exons. The coding region runs from base 764 to 1915 and encodes 383 amino acids. Lineage: Eukaryota; Viridiplantae; Streptophyta; Magnoliopsida; Poales; Poaceae. Gene Ontology annotation, cellular component: nucleus. Gene Ontology annotation, molecular function: zinc ion binding; protein binding. The record is from RefSeq and is a predicted model, not a curated record.